Molecule: messenger RNA, 3312 nt
Organism: Drosophila sechellia
Lineage: Eukaryota; Metazoa; Arthropoda; Insecta; Diptera; Drosophilidae
Gene: Tsp96F
Product: Tetraspanin 96F
Exons: 5
Coding region: 313-1119 (268 amino acids)
Cellular component (GO): plasma membrane
Source: RefSeq, a predicted model, not a curated record
CUGAUACAAGAAUUUUACGUUGGACGGACGCCUCGAUGCACAAAUAAAAUUUUUAAAACAAAUCGGGUGCAACGGCCAAUCCCGCAAACAGUGGCUCAAAUCGGUGGAUUUUAGCACGGGAAAUUUGAAAAAAAUUCGAAAAAUAUAGUACAACCGAGCGGGUGUUUUGAAAAAGUGUAAAAGGUCGAAAAGUGCAGGCGACACUGCAGUUCGGGGUUCCUUGGAAAAAGAGCAUAUCCAAGUGGUUGACAAACCAGUUAAAUAGCAGCCACUUUUUAAGGAGUUACCUAUUUGAGAAUAUCAAUCCGCGCCAUGGGUCUCAACGGCUGCUGUUCGUGCGUCAAAUAUCUGAUGGUCCUUAUAAACAUUUUAUUCUGGCUCAUCGGACUGACCAUCGUAGUGACCUCCGUUUGGAUGCUGACGGAUCCCACAUUUAUGCUGUCUAUGACACAAAACUACAAUCACUAUCACAUAGCCCUGUAUGUUUUCCUGGCCAUUGGCAUACUGAUCACAUUGGGCGCAUUCUUCGGCUGUUGUGGAGUCUGUCGGGAGUCGCAAUGUCUGCUGGUUUCGUUCUUCUGUGUCAUACUCAUCGUGAUGGUGGCACAAAUUGCAGCCGGGGCAUGGGCCUUCCACAACAAAGACAAGUUGGAUGACAUCGUGCGGGCGGCAGUCAAGUCGUCAGUCCAGGAGGAGUACGGCCAGUCCACGAUGAGUUCGCGCACCGUCACCUUUGAUACGCUGCAAAAGAAUUUGAAAUGCUGCGGCGCCGAUGGACCUGGAGAUUGGGCCACCAGUCGGUUUAAUAAUGUGGAUCGCACAAAUAUUGUGGAGAUCGCCGUGUCUUCCAUGAAUGUCUUCUAUAACAUACCCGAGUCCUGCUGCAAGGAUAAUCUAAAGGAUAACGAGUGUGAGCUGUCGCGGCGGCUGAAAUUUGGUGGCCCAUUAAACAACGCCAUUUAUCAGCAGGGCUGCGUGGACAAGCUGAUUGAGAUCAUCUACGAGAACUGGAUCACCAUUUUCGCCGUCACCGCCGCUGUCAUUCUGCUGGAGCUGCUGUCCCUGACUUUCGCCCUGAGCCUCUGCUGCGCGGUGAGGAAUCAGCACUACAAGGCCUGAGAGUUACAGAAUUCCCAUAGGGAAAUCACGGACGAUGAGAAGUACUAACAAACCAAAUCGAAACGGAUGCAUAGCGAGCGUUAUUACUGAAGACGUGCGAAUGGGGAAAAGCAUUUAGCAGCGCAGGCUAGCGAGAUAAUGUUCGGUGUUCCCUGGUCAAUACUUUAACAACACUACUGACGACAGAAACAACACACUUUUGUAGUACUUUUAACAACAAGACAAGCGAAAACAACACGAGACAGCUGAGCAAUUGUAUUAGAGAUGAGGCACCUUUUGGAAUUUGUGAAACAUUUUUAAAGCACAAUCCACAGGAGCCUCAGAAGCGACUUUAUAUGAACUUGAUAUGCCAGCAGAGCAAAAACAUACAACUCUUUUUUAACAGAAUAUUUCUACCACAAAAAACACAGACAGUAAACUUCAUAUAUGUACGAACAACAUAAGCAGCUCCAUAAUACUUAGCCUAGCGAAACAAUUUUGAAUUCAUAGAUACAUGCUAUAUAUUAAAUAUAUAGAUCAAAGCAUAAGCACAAAAGUAUAAUGUUAAAUGCCAAAACAAAUGGAAAAAUGUAAAAAAGAAAUCAUGUAAAUUUCUUUUAAGAUUUGUUUCCUCCCAUAAGACUUUUGAAUCGAUUACAUUUUUUGUUUGAUGUUGCCAUUUUGGUAUGCUAACACAAUGCCAAAAGAGAUAUGAAAUCAUAUACACUUAUGAUGUAACAUAUGAUAAUAGCAUUCCACAAGAAUGAGAAUGAUUGACAGAUUUUUGUUCUGGUUAAAACGCAUUGCCAUCCAAAGACCCAGCCGAAAAUAUAUUUUCAAAUCACUUCUGAACCUUGUGCAAAAUGUUGUGCUAAAAUCGAAUACCAUUCAAUUCGUAGAGCUUCGCGAAAUUAAAUGCCAAAUAUUUUAUGUAUUUACAAAAUUGUAAUUUAAUUUAUUUAUGACCUAUUUAUUUGAGCAUAAGCAAGGAGCAAAAGCAAAACGUUAGGAAAUUAUAUGUAAGUGUUGGCCAUUCUGUUGACAAACAGCAUUCUGUAUAUUUACUCCUCACACGAUCCCCAAACAGUAUAAUGGUCAGUAUGAUCGUACGUCUAUCUUAAACAUAUGUCUAUGUUUGUGUACCCUUGCAGAUACAAUUAAGGAUUGUAAGUACUGCAAGGAUAUAUAGAUAAGUUCAAGUGAUUGUUGACCAUGCUGUAAGUUCGUAACCUUUAAAAUCACCCACACUUGAAACGAAUUUUGUCGAAUCCAACUUACCUGCAUCGAAAUAAAUUUUGAUUUUUCCCUCCUCGUGCAAGGGGAACUAUUUAUAUGGGAAACCGUUGAAGCAGCACAAAAUGUUAAAUGAAUAGUACACACUAACGAAACAAGAAGUCUCUAUAUUUACAUUGUAUUUUUACCAUACACCAUAAACUAAUUGAAGGAUAUAUAUUUUUUGUAACAUUUUCAUUUCAUUGUUGUUAUAUGUGAAUUUUGUUGUUAGUUAAGCGUACCCUGAACGUCACACUUUGUACCCCUUCACAACGUUUAAAUAAAUUAAAUCUACAAAAAUCAACGUAAGGACAAAAUUAUAUUAAAUUUACAAAGCAAAUUGCAAUAAAUAUAUAUUGUAUUUAAAUUUACACAUUAACGUAAAUUAUUUAUUUUAACAUUUCUUAGUAAGUAGUUACGUGCGGAAUUUUAUGGAGUUGAAACACAUAUACAUACAUAAAUAAUAAAGUUGUAGGCUAAGAACUAAACCUCAUAAAAUCAACGUUCAUCUGUUGGAUUUGUAGCAAAUCAUUGGAAUAUUUAGGAAAUAAAAUCUUCAAAAUUUAAUGUUCUCUUAAUAUUAAGCAGAAUUGAACGUAGCUAAAUAUUUAUAGCAUAAAACUCCAUCAGCAUCUAAACUCAAAAACCAAAAUAAGUAAACGCAUCUACUCUUCAAACAAAGAUACAAUCAACUCAGCAUCUUCAUAACGUACGGAAAUUACGUAGUUUGUAUGAAAUAAAAAAGCACAUUUAGCAAGGCAUCUAACAUGAAAACGGAAAAGUUAAACAAUAUUAACGAUGCUCAAGAUCUGUAUUUAACACCAUAAUACCAACAAAGAAGGUUCAGAUAAUACUAAAUCAUUAUGGAUAAUUGAGAUAAAUUAUAGAGAACCGCGGUAUACAAACUGAUAUUUCAAAUAAAUAAACAUACAAUAAAUCCAA